CCCUCCAAGGGUCAGCAAGAGUGCUAGGCGGUCAAGAGGCCGGGGAUGGAGGUCUGGGUGGCGUGGAGCAACCGGCCGGGGGCCGGACGUGACCGGCAGACUCAGGGCUUGACCCACAGGCUCACACAAAAGAGGCCGGAAAGUGUCCGGAGGAAGCGGCGCGUCACGGGGGACGGAGCCUGGACCCUGCCGCGGCCGCCCAGCUGCGUCCCGGGGACACGGCCCGCACACCCAGCCGCACUGCCGCCACCGCCUGCACCGCGGCCGCCGCCAAUGAAACUCCUCCCGCUCCUAGUGGGUUUUUCCACUUUCCUGAAUUGUUCCUACACUCAGAACUGCACCAAGACACCUUGUCUUCCAAAUGCAAAAUGUGAAAUACGAAAUGGAAUUGAAGCCUGUUACUGCAACAUGGGAUUUUCAGGAAAUGGUGUCACAAUUUGUGAAGAUGAUAAUGAGUGUGGAAAUUUGACCCAGUCCUGUGGUGAAAAUGCCAACUGCACUAACACAGAGGGAAGUUACUACUGUAUGUGUGCACCUGGUUUCAGAUCCAGCAGUAACCAGGACAGGUUUAUCACAAAUGAUGGAACCUUCUGCAUAGAUAUAGAUGAGUGCAGUGGACCAGCUGCCUGUGGUGAUCAUGCGGUAUGUGAAAACGUGGACGGUGGGUAUAAUUGCUCCUGCAAGGAAGGUUAUCAGACAUCCACAGGAAAAUCUCAGUUCACGCCUAAUGAUGGCACUUACUGCCAAGAAAAUGUGAGUGCAGACUGCCAUCUAGAUAAUGCCUGUAUUGCUGCAAAUAUUGAUAAGAUGUUAACAAAAAUUAGACACAUAAAAGAACCUGUGGCUCUACUACAAGAAGUCUAUAGAAAUUCUGUGAAAGAUCUUUCACCGAUGGAUAUAAUUACAUAUAUAGAAAUAUUAGCUGAAUCAUCCCCAUUACUGGGUGACAUGAAUAGCACUAAUUCAACCAAGGACACUCCUUCUAAUUCAACUCUUACUGAAUUUGUAAAAACUGUGAAUAAUUUUGUUCAAAAGGACACAUUUAUCGUUUGGGACAAGUUACCUACGAAUCGUAGAAGAACUCAUCUUACAAAACUGAUGCAUGCUACUGAACAGGCUACCUUAAGGAUAGCUCAGAACUUCCAAAAGACCACUCAGUUCGAUACUAAUUCAAGUGAUAUAGCUCUCAAAGCUUUCUGUUUUGAUUCAAAUCACAUGAAAUAUAUUCAUCCCCAUAUGAAUGUGGAUGGAGAUUAUAUAAAGAUAUUUCCAAAGAGAAAAGCUGCAUAUGAUUCAUAUGGCAAUGUUGCAGUUACAUUUUUAUAUUAUAAGAGUAUUGGUCCCUUGUUUUCAUCAUCUGACAACUUCUUAUUGGAACCUCAAAGUUAUGAUAAUUCUGAAGAGGAAGAAAGAGUUGUUUCUUCAGUGAUUUCAGUCUCUAUUAGCUCAAACCCACCCACACUGUAUGAACUUGAAAAAAUAACAUUUACCUUAAGUCACAUAAAGACCACAGAUAAGUAUAGGAGUCAGUGUGCAUUUUGGAACUACUCACCUGACACCAUGAAUGGCAGCUGGUCUUCAGUGGGUUGUGAGCUGACAUACUCAAAUGAGACCCAUACCUCAUGCCGCUGUAACCACCUGACACAUUUUGCAAUUUUGAUGUCUUCUGGUCCUUCCAUUGGUAUUAAAGAUUAUAAUAUUCUUACAAGGAUCACUCAACUAGGAAUAAUUAUUUCACUGAUUUGCCUUGCCAUAUGCAUUUUUACCUUCUGGUUCUUCAGUGAAAUUCAAAGCACCAGAACGACAAUUCACAAAAAUCUCUGCUGUAACCUAUUCCUUGCUGAACUUGUUUUUCUGGUUGGGAUCAAUACAAAUACUAAUAAGCUCUUCUGUUCAAUCAUUGCUGGGCUGCUGCAUUAUUUCUUUUUAGCUGCCUUUGCAUGGAUGUGCAUUGAAGGCAUACACCUCUAUCUCAUUGUUGUGGGUGUCAUCUACAACAAGGGAUUUUUGCACAAGAAUUUUUAUAUCUUUGGCUAUCUCAGCCCAGCUGUGGUAGUUGGAUUUUCAGCAUCACUAGGAUAUAGAUAUUAUGGCACCACUAAAGUAUGUUGGCUUAGCACAGAAAACAACUUUAUUUGGAGUUUUAUAGGACCAGCAUGUCUAAUCAUUCUUGUUAAUCUCUUGGCUUUUGGAUUUAUCAUAUACAAAGUUUUUCGUCACACUGCAGGGUUGAAACCAGAAGUUAGUUGCUAUGAGAACAUAAGGUCUUGUGCCAGAGGAGCCCUUGCUCUCCUGUUCCUUCUUGGCACCACCUGGAUCUUCGGGGUUCUCCAUGUCGUGCACGCAUCAGUGGUAACAGCUUACCUCUUCACCGUCAGCAAUGCUUUCCAGGGGAUGUUCAUCUUCUUAUUCCUGUGUGUCUUAUCUAGAAAAAUCCAAGAAGAAUAUUAUAGAUUGUUCAAAAAUGUCCCUUGUUGUUUUGGAUGUUUAAGGUAAAAAUAGAGAACUGUGGAUAAUUUUUGCUCUACAUAAGAAAACCAAGCUGUGGAUGGCCAAUGUAUAAAAAUGACUUGAAUCAAUGAUCUAAUUAUUAAUUACUAGAUAAGUAUUUUAAAUCCAUUUUUCUGUUUACAGUGUAGAAACUGUAGAUAAGAUACCAUAAUUAUGUACCAUAUAGCUAUAGUUUGCUUUCCCACAUGACAUAGUUAGUUAUGUCAAAAUAGUAUUGCAAAUAUUUGAAAAGUAAUUGGUUUCUCAGGAGUGAUAUCACUGCGCCCAAGGAAAGACUUUCUUUCUAACACAAGAAAUAUAUGAAUGUCCUGAAGGAAACCACUGGAUUGAUAUUUUUGUGACUCAUGUUGCCUUUGAAACUAGUCCCCUAUCACCUUAGUAAUGAGCUCUGUUACAGAAAGUGGAAUAUGAGAGAAUGAAGGGGCAGAAUGUAAAGCAGUAAAAAGGAAAUGGCUAUUAUAACAAUGAGAUGUAUUUUGAGUGAACUUGUUUUUUUUGUAAAUUAAAUGAGAAAUUAUAGCUGAAAUAAUUGAAUAAACACUUCUUACCACUGCAUGAAUUUUUCUGAACUUAAAUUUAUACUAAAACAACUUAGACCUUUUCUAUAUUUAUUUUCUUUCCUAAUAUUCGAAAAAAACCCACAAAACUUUACAAAUGAAAAGGCAGGCAAUUAUGUUCUGGUUUUUGGGUUAACAUCAUAAGGAGGUAUGUGCUGUUUCCAUACUAAUUUCAUAGAUUAUAACUUCAAAUCUUUAAUCAGAAAUACAUAAAUGUGUCAAACUAUAAUAUUUUUCAUGGCUGUAAAUGUAAAAAUAGUGUAUAUAAAAAUUGAAGUAUUCUCUUCUAUAACCUUUCAGUGUAGUGAAUAAUAUCGGAUCUCAUUAGGCUAGUAUAUUUGAGUUCUUUAUUUCUUUUAAUUUUGGAAAUAUUAUAGUUCACAUGACAAUAUUCCCUUUUAACUUACUAUUUUUAAAAGGGCAUUGUAAAUAUGAAAGUAUUCAGAAAGUGAAUUGCCAUUUUUUUCUGUUCAGAAAAGUACACAUUUUAAAAUGUUAUUUAUAACAAAGGAAUCACUGAGAACUGUAGAAAUGUUCGCAGUGGAUAUAUUUUCUGACAGUUUUCUACUAUCUAUUAAAGCAUAUCUGCUUAAAUGUAUGGUUUCUAUCUAUCCUCAAAUCUUCUCAUUAAAAUGUGGAAGCAGGGAUUUUAUUUCAAAAAUAUGUAAUUGUCUGCACCUGCCUGUAGAAGUAUGCCAACACACUAAAUGUUGUGAUUUUAAUUUCUCCAGCUUUUAAAAUGAAGUCUGUCAAAACUUGCUCUAACAAAUAAAAUGUUAUCUAAAUGAA
This is a messenger RNA of Prionailurus viverrinus (fishing cat), 3857 nucleotides long. RefSeq names its product adhesion G protein-coupled receptor L4 (gene ADGRL4). Gene Ontology annotation, cellular component: membrane. The record is from RefSeq and is a predicted model, not a curated record. The transcript has 16 exons. The coding region runs from base 46 to 2496 and encodes 816 amino acids. Gene Ontology annotation, biological process: cell surface receptor signaling pathway; adenylate cyclase-activating G protein-coupled receptor signaling pathway. NCBI's taxonomy places the organism in Eukaryota, Metazoa, Chordata, Mammalia, Carnivora, Felidae. Gene Ontology annotation, molecular function: G protein-coupled receptor activity; calcium ion binding.